UGUGAGCUUGAAUGUUGGUGAUCUGACAGCUCCCCCUCCUCACUGGAGCUCCGAGCAUUGGCGCGCUCUGGCGCAUCAUUUUGCGAUUCUGCAGCGGCGCCAGGCUCUACGCACAGAAGUAUGGCGGGUGUAAACGCUUCGGGACCCGGCUCGGUUUCGGCCGCUGGCCCCGUUCAACAGGGACUUAAGGAGGCGCUCAUAGAAACGUUGACGGCGAUCCUCUCGCCGGUGCAAGAAGUACGCGCUGCCGCGGAGGAGCAGAUCAAAGUACUCGAAGUAACUGAGGAGUUUGGGGUUCACCUGGCGGAACUCACCGUUGACCCCCAGGGAGCCCUCGCCAUUCGACAGCUGGCCUCUGUCAUUCUGAAGCAGUAUGUGGAGACACACUGGUGCUCCCAGUCGGAGAAAUUCAGGCACCCAGAGACCUCUGAGCGGGCGAAGGUGGCGAUCAGGCAGCUGCUCCCGGGCGGUCUGCGGGAGUCCAUCAGUAAGGUGCGGUCCAGCGUGGCGUACGCGGUGUCGGCCAUCGCGCACUGGGACUGGCCCGAGGCCUGGCCCGAGCUCUUCACCCUGCUGAUGGAGAUGCUGGUCAGCGGCGACGUCAACGCCGUGCACGGCGCCAUGAGGGUGCUCACCGAGUUCACCCGUGAGGUGACGGACACACAGAUGCCCCUUGUCGCCCCGGUGAUUCUGCCUGAGAUGUACAAGAUCUUCACCAUGGCCGAGGUUUACAGCAUUCGCACCCGCUCCAGAGCAGUGGAGAUCUUCACCACCUGUGCCAACCUCAUCUCUGCCAUCGAGGAGCUGGAGAAGGGGGCGGCCAAAGCCCUGAUAUUCCCGGUAGUGCAGCAGUUCACCGAAGCCUUCGUCCAGGCUCUGCAGAUGCCUGACGGGCCGUCGUCCGACAGCGGCCUCAAAAUGGAGGUCCUCAAGGCGGUGACGGCCCUGGUGAAGAACUUCCCCAAGACCAUGGUGACCUCCAUGCAGCAGAUCCUGCCCAUCGUCUGGAACACCCUGACCGAGAGCGCGGCCUUCUAUGUCCGAACCGAAGUCAACUACACCGAGGAGGUGGACGACCCCAUUGACUCUGAUGGUGAGGUUCUUGGCUUUGAGAACCUGGUGUUCAGCAUCUUUGAGUUCGUCCACACCCUGCUGGAGAACACCAGGUUCAAGAGCACGGUGAAGAAAGCUCUGCCUGAACUCAUCUACUACGUCAUCCUCUACAUGCAGAUCACCGAGGAGCAGAUCAAGGUGUGGACGGCCAACCCUCAGCAGUUUGUGGAGGACGAAGACGACGACACCUUCUCCUACACCGUGCGCAUCUCUGCGCAGGACCUGCUGCUGGCAGUGGCCGCGGAGUUCCAGAACGAGAGCGCGGCAGCGUUAGCGGCGGCCGCUACCAAACACCUGCAGGAGGCGGAGCAAGCGAAGAACGGCGGGAACGAGCACUGGUGGAAGAUCCACGAGGCCUGCAUGCUGGCGCUGGGCUCGGUGAAGAGCAUCAUCACGGAGAACGUGAAGAGCGGACGCGUGCAGUUCGACAUGCACGGCUUCCUGGCCAACGUCAUCCUCUCCGACCUCAACCUGGCCGCGGCCUCCCCGUUCCUGCUGGGCCGCGCCCUCUGGGCGGCCAGCCGCUUCACCGCCGCCAUGUCCCCCGAGCUGAUCCAGCAGUUCCUCCAGGCCACCGUCAGCGGCCUGCACGACAGCCAGCCGCCCUCUGUGCGCAUCUCUGCUGUACGCGCCAUCUGGGGGUACUGCGACCAGCUGAAGAUGUCGGACAGCACCCACGUGCUGCAGCCCUUCCUGCCCAGCGUGCUGGACGGCCUGGUUCAGCUGGCGGCCCAGUUCAGCUCCGAGGUCCUGACCCUGGUGAUGGAGACGCUCUGCAUCGUGUGCACGGUGGACCCGGCCUUCACCACCGGGGCCGAGAGCAAGAUCUGCCCCCUCACCAUCGCCAUCUUCCUCAAGUACAGCAACGACCCGGUGGUGGCGUCUCUGGCCCAGGACAUCUUUAAGGAGCUGGCCCAGAUCGAGGCCUGCCAGGGCCCCAUGCAGAUGCGGCUCAUCCCCACCCUGGUCAGCAUCAUGCAGGCUCCCAUCGACAAGAUCCCCGCAGGCCUGUGUGCUACAGCCAUUGACAUUCUGACCACGGUGGUUCGGCACACUAAGCCUCCGCUCUCUGAGAUGCUGAUCUGCCAGGCCUUCCCCGUGGUGGCGCACUGCACCCUGCACACCGACGACAACGCCACCAUGCAGAACGGCGGGGAGUGCCUCCGGGCCUACGUGUCGGUGGCGCUGGAGCAGGUGGGCCAGUGGCGGGACGAGCAGGGCCGGGGCGGGCUCUGGUACGUCAUGCAGGUGGUGAACCAGCUGCUGGACCCGCGCACGUCCGAGUUCACCGCCGCCUUCGUGGGCCGCCUGGUCUCCACGCUCAUCGCCCAUGCCGGCACCCAGCUGGGGGACAACCUGGACCAGAUCCUCCGCGCCAUCCUCAGCAAGAUGCAGCAGGCCGAGACCCUCAGCGUCAUGCAGUCUCUGAUCAUGGUGUUUGCCCACCUGGUGCACUCCCAGCUGGAUCCGCUGCUGGAGUUCCUCUGCAGCCUGCCCGGGCCCACGGGGAAGCCCGCCCUGGAGUUCGUCAUGACCGAGUGGAUGAGCCGCCAGCACCUGUUCUACGGCCAGUACGAGGGCAAAGUCAGCACGGUGGCCCUGUGCAAGCUGCUCCAGCACGGACUCAACACCAACGAUAAGCGGCUUCAGGACAUCGUGGUGAAGGGCGAGGAGAUCUUCAACGCCAACGAGGGGAUCCGCACGCGCUCCAAAAGUGCCAAGAACCCUGAGCGCUGGACGAACAUCCCCCUGCUGGUGAAGAUCUUUAAGCUCAUCAUCAACGAGCUGUCCUCAGUGGUGGAGGCCAACGCCGCCAGAACGGCGGCCGCCGACUGGAGUCAGGAUUCAAAUGAUAUGUGGGACGAACAGGAAGACGAUGAAGAGGACGACGAUGAGGACGAAGGCUCAGCUGGGCAGCUGCUUUCAGACCUCAUCGCUUCUAACAAAUAUGAUGACGAUUACUAUGAAGAUGAUGAUGAGGAUGACCCAGAUGCCUUGAAGGAUCCAAUUUAUCAGAUAGAUCUCCAGGCCUACCUCACUGACUUCCUGACGCAGUUUUCCCAGCAGCCAUGCUACUCCAUGUUCUCCGGCCACCUGAACGAGGCUGAGCGUCGGGUCCUGCAGUCCAUCGGCAUCUAACCUGCGCCCACCCGCCCAAACCUCCCCACCCCCCCACUCCGCCCCUGACCCAACCCCAAAUCUCCACGCAGACCCGCUCGCUUGCUCUGCCUGCGGCGUUCACGUCGCACCCCGAAACUUUGGGGAGUUGUGUUGGGAGCACCGCCCCGGCCACACCCGCCUACUCCCCCUUCCUCCCCCGAGUCAGGGGAACUCUGGGAAAUGUAGUCUUUUUAAUGUGCGGACCAUCAGCUCAAACUCAUUUCUGCAUCCAUUGGGGGAAACUACUCAUCUGGAGAUCAGAAUGGGGGGGGGGGCUAUAUUCGGAAAG
Molecule: messenger RNA, 3562 nt
Organism: Conger conger (European conger)
Lineage: Eukaryota; Metazoa; Chordata; Actinopteri; Anguilliformes; Congridae
Gene: ipo9
Product: importin 9
Exons: 24
Coding region: 121-3252 (1043 amino acids)
Biological process (GO): protein import into nucleus
Cellular component (GO): cytosol; nuclear envelope
Molecular function (GO): small GTPase binding
Source: RefSeq, a predicted model, not a curated record